Messenger RNA from Diplodia corticola, 1692 nucleotides. RefSeq lists its product as uncharacterized. The record is from RefSeq and is a predicted model, not a curated record. Bases 1 to 1692 code for a protein of 563 amino acids. NCBI's taxonomy places the organism in Eukaryota, Fungi, Ascomycota, Dothideomycetes, Botryosphaeriales, Botryosphaeriaceae. The transcript has 4 exons.
AUGUCCGCUCUCGCGCCUUUCCGCCCGUCGCUCAACAGCCCGCCGGCGCAUGCCUUUGGCGGCGUCCCCAAUGAAAUCGCUUUGAGGAUCAUCAACUUUAUCGCGCGCAAACGAGAUAUAGCGAACUUGGCUCUCACCUGCAAGGACCUCCGCCUCCUCACCUUACCGCUUCUCUACGAGCACAUCUACAUCACUGAAACCAAGUGGUCCCCGCAAGAUCUCUGCGACCUCACCAGCCCAUCUAACCCGGCUUCGACAGAGAUCCGUGACAUAACCAUCAUCCGUCCUUUCCCACGGGGCCAGCACUUCUACAAUAACUGGGCGCACCUUUUCCGGCACAUCCCUAACCACCAGCUACGGAGUGUUCGAUUCAUCUGCCAAGCUACCCCCGAGCACCCUACUUCUUUCGUCGACUACAUGUUCCAGACUCAGCGUAACCUGGUAACUUUGGACCUGCGCUGGCCACCACGCGCUUUGUCCACCAUGCCAUCACCAGACCGGACUUUGCCCUACCUGCCGAUGCUCACGUCCAUCGCGAUAUGUGUCCAGUGCAACUCUCACGUGUCCAUGGCGAAGGCAGCUGGCGCGAUGCUUGCAGGCGCUUGCAACCUCAAGCAUUUGUCCGGCGGUUGUUGCGUGCAUCACACAGCUCCAGGCAGACCCGAUUCGUUCGUACUGACUGCAAAUAUGUUGGCCCUCCUCGGCAUUAGGUUUCGGCUGAAGACUUUGACUCUAACAGGCUGCCCUUGGAAAAGAAACAGCUCUGUUGUAUUCUGUCGCCUCCUCGAAGAGAUUGUUGACUUCUCUGACCUUCAAUCCUUGACCCUCCGCGAGUGCAUGCGGAGGCCCGGCAUCUUCCUCUCUAUGAUCGCGAACCUUUAUCCAGAUACCAAGGUCAGAGACAUUGUCAUCGAAGGUGGAUAUUUUGACGAUACAGAGAUCUACAACUUUCAAAAGUUCCGCAACCUGCGACGCCUUGUGCUAGCAGGAGUGGGCGUCUUGCACACGUCAGGUCCAAAAGCCGGGGCUUCGUAUUCUACAAGGAAGGGAUUUAUCAAAAUGUGUCAGGAGCUUACACUACGAUCGGGGACGCUUCGAACGCUGUGCCUGGAGGUAUGCGGUAGAGGUCGCUCAAGAGUGACUCUAUCCUUGGGAAGAAGCUUUUCCGCACUUGGCGAAGACAUGUAUAGGGUCCUGACCAACCUCGUUGCUAGCCACCCUGGGCUGGAAGAGCUUUGGAUCAGCCUACCUACAUUGGAGACACAUCAUAGCGAGCCCAAUGGUGGCGAAUUGGAAAUGCAGGCUUUCCUAAACGCGGUGUCCAUAGCGCCCCGCCUCCGCCUCCUCUGCAAUAUACGUCCACACAAAAACAGACAGAACGCCGAAGCAUCCUAUGAUACUCUGGUUGAUUUCUACGAAGGCAACCCGUGGUUGCCCAACGUUGCUUAUGAAAUGUUCCGCAGAUCGGCUUCAGCUAACCCAGCCCUUCGGGUUGUUGCGUUUGGCUACUUGCCCGUAGACGGCGUCCAGGGCAGGAUCGAGACGGUAGUCGAGGAAUUAUCUGCCAAAGAGCUCUUCCUCGAGGAAGACUUUUACUACUGGGACAUGUUCGAGCAGUACGAGUUUGAAGGUCAGCACGCAUCACCAAAGUUGAUCACGGAUUGCAUUGAUUGGAUGGAUACGAGUGCUUGA